UGAAGUCUCCAAUGACACCGGAACCGCUCCCGACGUGCCAGGCAGAUAUGAGGUACGACGUGCUGGCGAGAGCAGGAUUCGCUCGUCGUGGAAAUCUUCAUUUGCCACAUUCCAUCGUCGAAACGCCUGUUUUUAUGCCUGUUGGAACACAGGGAACUAUGAAGGGAAUCGUACCGGAACAACUAGUCUCGAUGGAUUGUCGAAUUCUCCUUUGCAACACGUACCAUCUUGGACAUCGUCCCGGUCAUGAACGAGUUAAGGCUGCUGGUGGAUUACAUAAAAUGAUGAACUGGAAUCGUUCAAUUCUCACUGAUUCUGGAGGAUUCCAAAUGGUCUCGUUGAGCAAACUCAUGACAGUUGAUGAAAAUGGAGUGAAUUUUGAAAGUCCUCAUACCGGAGAGAUGAUGGCUUUACCACCAGAAAAAUCAAUUGAAAUUCAACAAGCACUUGGUGCUGAUAUUAUGAUGCAGUUGGAUCAUGUAAUUCAUGUAUUGACAACUGGUGAUAUUGUAAAAGAAGCAAUGCAUAGAAGUAUUCGAUGGCUUGAUCGAUGUAAAGUGGCUCAUACAAGAGAUGAUCAAGCGAUGUUUCCAAUUCUACAAGGUGGUCUUAAUUUGGAAUUGCGGAAAGAAUGUGCUAAAGAAAUGGCGAAACGAGCAAAAGUUGGAAUUGCAAUUGGAGGAUUAUCUGGAGGAGAAGAAAAGGAUCAUUUCUGGAGAGUUGUGGCAGCAUGCUGUGCAGCUUUACCCCCUCAUCUUCCUCGUUAUGUGAUGGGAGUUGGAUUUCCAGUUGAUUUAGUAAUCUGUUCAUUUUUGGGAGCUGAUAUGUUUGAUUGUGUAUAUCCAACAAGAACUGCAAGAUUUGGAACAGCAAUGGUCAGAAGAGGUGGAUUGAUGCAAUUGAAUCAGAAACGAUAUAAGGAAGAUUUUUUGCCGAUUGAUAAGAAAUGUGAAUGUAAUACAUGCAAGAACUAUACGAGAGCAUAUAUUCAUUCGAUUGUUGGAAAAGAAACGGUAGGAUGUCAUCUAGUAUCAGUUCACAACAUCAAACAUCAACUGGAUCUUAUGCGAGACGUUCGUCAAGCGAUUCAAUCGAAUUCUGUUGAGCAAUUUCUGAAGCAAUUCCUAUAUGACUAUUAUGGACCAAUUCAAUCUGAAAAUCCAUCGAAACAAGAUUCUGAGAAGAUGAGGGAAGUUCCUCAAUGGGUCAGAGAUGCUGUAGAUCAUAUGGGAUAUAAGCUUGAUUUUUGAUUUUUGAUUUUCUUUGUUUUGUUGUUAAUCUUAUUCGUCAUUGUUGAAUUGUUGUUGAAUCAUAUACAUUUUUUUAAAUCUUAUCAAUCAAUUAUAAUAAAUUUUAUUCCAG
Caenorhabditis elegans is the source of this 1362-nucleotide messenger RNA. It is a transcript of the gene tgt-1, whose product is annotated as Queuine tRNA-ribosyltransferase catalytic subunit. Lineage: Eukaryota; Metazoa; Nematoda; Chromadorea; Rhabditida; Rhabditidae. Bases 12 to 1250 code for a protein of 412 amino acids. The transcript is spliced from 3 exons. Gene Ontology annotation, molecular function: tRNA-guanosine(34) queuine transglycosylase activity. The record is from RefSeq and is marked reviewed. Gene Ontology annotation, cellular component: cytoplasm. Gene Ontology annotation, biological process: tRNA wobble guanine modification; tRNA modification.